UACAUACUGCGCUCGCCAGGUGAACGCUUGGCCAACAUGGCGGCGCCCAGGUACCAUGUGUUUGUUGGAGCUGAAACUGGACUUUUAAAAGGUGUCAACACCGAGAAACGCACCUUCGCGAACCUGAACAGCCUGCAAGAGGUCAGCAAAAGCAACGAAAUCAGUUGUCUUCGCUGGAAAGACGACUCCGAAUCCUGAGGCAAUUCGUUGUUUCAGAUUUACGCCGGCAUAAGAUCUCAAACUGUGAAAACGUUUUGCCCGAACAGCGGCAUUUGCAAGGACGUAUUCGAAGUCAAAGGGGGCGAAGGCCCCAUCAAGGGACUCGGGGUGGUCAACUCACACCUUGUCACCUGCGUGAGUUCGGGACUUCUGAGGGUGUGGGCGAAGGAUGGAAGUACUGAGGAGACGGAAGUUGGUGCCGACGUAUUUCGCAUGCGUCAGCACCCACGGAAAGAGGGAAUUGUUGCCACUGGAGGCAAGGAAAACGAGCUCAAGUUGUGGGACCUGGAAAACUUGCAGAAGCCCGUCUUCAUGGCGAAAAAAUGUGAGAAUGAUUUCCUUGAUCUUAGAGUGCCAGUCUGGGUUACAGACAUGGACUUUUUGAAGGAUUCCGAGAAGAUUAUUGCCAUUACGGGGCACCAUCAGGUUCGUGUUUAUGAUCCAAACUGUCGGCAGCGACGGCCUGUCGUUGACUUUGAGUUUGACGAGUAUCCCCUGACGUGCUUGUCACUGACGCCACGGCCAGAGCAAGUGGUGGUCGGAAACAGUCACGGCCGCGUCGGUCUGCUGGACAUCCGCCGCAAGGGCAUGGUGCACGUGUACAAGGGUGUGGCGGGCAGCAUCCGCGCCGUCUGCUGCCACCCGACUCUGCCCAUCGUGGCGAGCUGCGGUCUCGACCGUUUCGUCCGAGUUCACGACCUUCACUCCCGCCUGCUCAUCACCAAGCUCUACCUCAAGUCGAGGCUCAACUGUCUGCUGAUGCGAACAGACUUCACCAUCGAAGACGAGGAAGAGAACAAAGACAGAGAAGAGGCCACAAUCGAUGACGAACUCUGGGAAGAGAUGGAGGAAGUUGACGAAGCAACCGACGUUUCGGCGAAAAAGGCCUCCACAAAAAGAAGCUGCAGAGCCACUAUGACAAAAAGCAAAAAGAGGAGAAAAUCCAUUAAACAGGAUGGCUAGUAUGUAAGACAAACA
Rhipicephalus microplus (southern cattle tick) is the source of this 1197-nucleotide messenger RNA. RefSeq names its product WD repeat domain 74 lethal (2) k09848. Gene Ontology annotation, biological process: ribosomal large subunit biogenesis. The record is from RefSeq and is a predicted model, not a curated record. Gene Ontology annotation, molecular function: protein binding. Gene Ontology annotation, cellular component: nucleolus; preribosome, large subunit precursor. NCBI's taxonomy places the organism in Eukaryota, Metazoa, Arthropoda, Arachnida, Ixodida, Ixodidae.